AUGACGACCGCGAGAGGUCAUGUGUCAAAGGUUGGUGUGAUGUCAUUCCUGGUAACAAAGACAGUCACAGACUUUUUUAGUCGCAGGCUUCUUGACGGCGAGUCGCUGAAUUCGCAUUCGCUGAAGAUUGGGUCAAGUAGAGCGCUCGUGCUGCCAUCUCGUGCUUAUAAUUCGAAUAGCCAAUGCGGUGACACACUGGCCGCAGAAGGAGACGCCGCCGUGUACAAAUUCCCGACCCACUCCCGACUCUUCGACCACCUGCGGACGUGUUUCAAAGUAUCGAAGCUUCGAGAACACUGGGAUGAGACGAACAGCGUCGUGCUGGCUCGAAAGACGCAGCUGGAUGCCAUGUACGCUGACACCCACAAGUUCGACGCCAAGCGCGCCGAGCUAGAGACAUGGCUCGCGAGGAUGGAAGCCCGCCUGGAAAGGAUGGCGCCAGUGGCCCACACCGCCGACGUCCUCGACCAGCAGAUUAGGGAGCAGAAGGGCUUCCAUGCCGAGAUCCACCAAUACAAGCACCAAGUGGAGCUCUUCAACCAGAUGACUCAGCGACUCAUUGCCAUAUAUCAGCAUGAUGACACACGGCGGCUCAAGAAAAUCACUGAGACUAUCAACCUGCGCUAUAGUAGUCUCAACUCCAGCAUCAUAGCUCGCGGAAAAGCCCUCCACUCGGCUAUGAACUCGCUGCACAACUUUGACAAAGCUUUGGAUAAGUUCGCCUCAUGGAUGAGCGAGGCCGAAUCCAGCACGGACAUCCUGGAACUGGAAGUGGACAAACUGGGUCCAGGACGACGAGAUCUGCAGGCACGCGCGCCCGUCGCUCAUCUCAAGGUAGGUUGCCCGAAAGAAAAUGUUGUUUGGUGACUGAUUCUCGGUAAUAAAGAGUAAAAAA
Messenger RNA from Penaeus indicus, 895 nucleotides. Its product is annotated as dystrophin-like. The transcript has 7 exons. NCBI's taxonomy places the organism in Eukaryota, Metazoa, Arthropoda, Malacostraca, Decapoda, Penaeidae. The record is from RefSeq and is a predicted model, not a curated record. Bases 1 to 867 code for a protein of 288 amino acids. Gene Ontology annotation, molecular function: actin filament binding. Gene Ontology annotation, cellular component: plasma membrane; cell projection; Z disc. Gene Ontology annotation, biological process: muscle cell development; actin cytoskeleton organization.